AAGGGAAAGAGUGAAGAGUGAAGAACACUAUUAUUGACUAUAGUGUUAGAAGUGUUGUUGUGUAGUGAAAAACGGUGCGUUUAAACUUUAUGGGAAUAGGAGUAGGUAAUGCGGGUGCCAGCUGUUACCAUAUCACUCUUCUUCUCUGCUAUUCUUCUCUUCUUCAUCACUGCUCCGAUUCUUCCAUUAGGGUUUCCUUUUUCCACCCGAUCCAUAUUUUCUUUUCUGCAACUAUUCCUUCAUCGCUUUGAUUUUACACUUCUCGCUGUUCCACGGCUUGAUAAUCUUGAAGUAAAGUCUCACUGGUUUUGACCUGUGCAGUAGCAUGUUUGUGUUGGUUUCGGCUAUUAUGUAGCGGUUUGCAAUAGUACUUGAUUGUCCUCUUUCAACAACCUAAACUGUUCUCGUACUUUAAUCACAGAUCUUAAGCUUGAGGGUAUUACAUCAUUGCUACACUGCUAUGUGGUACCAAUUGGCUUAUCACCGGCAACUGCCACUCUGUUCUCCUUUGUAGAGCUCAAUGGUACCAGAGGGCUAGGGAGUUAUGGGCUGCUCUCAGGAUGCUAAUGGUUAUAGGGGUUCUUUGUACUGUCAGCUAAUUCUCUUUAUCGUCUGGCUUCCCACUUUUCAAGAUGUGACAGCACGAGAAGUACAUGCUGACCAUAGAAGAAUUUCUUCUCUGGUAGAGUUAGCUAAGCAACCCGCUUCUGGUGAAUCUGGACUCUUUGACCCCAUAGAAAUAUCACCUGCUGUCUUACCAAAAUUUCCGUAUCCUUCUGAGUCUUUGCCACCAAUGUAUCCUACUUUCCCAACCAGAUAUGAACCAGUUUUAACGGGAAAAUGUCCUGUUAACUUUUCCCAUCCAGGUAUAUCGAAUAUACUAGAUAAAACAGCAUCUGAUUGCUCUGGACCUUUGGCAGCCCUUGUAGGGAAUGUAAUAUGUUGUCCUCAGUUUAGUAGCUUGAUCCACAUCUUCCAGGCUUUCUACAACAUGAAAUCCGAUGAUUUGGUUUUACCUAAUGCUGUUGCCAAUCAUUGUUUUUCUGAUAUUAUUAGUAUUCUAGCCAGUAGAGGGGCUAAUAGUACGAUACCUACACUAUGCUCAAUAAAAUCAUCUAACUUUACUGGCGGGUCAUGUCCUGUGAAGGAUGAUAUUACUCUCGAAAAAACAGUCAAUACAAGUAAGUUACUUGAGGCGUGCAGCACUGUUGAUCCACUUAAAGAAUGCUGCAGACCUGUUUGCCAGCCUGCGAUAAUGGAUGCAGCCCUACAAAUUUCUGGAAGACAAAUGACGAUUAACAAUAAUGAAAAUAUGGCCGGGGAAGUGAAUCACACUGACUAUCUUAAUGAUUGUAAAAGUGUGGUUUAUUCAUAUCUUUCCAAAAAGCUAUCAUUUGAAGCUGCAAAUACUGCAUUCCGAAUACUGUCGGCCUGCAAAGUCAAUAAAGUUUGUCCUUUGAGUUUUAAGGAGCCUGCAGAAGUAAUCAGUUCAUGUCAGAAUGUAGCUGCCCCUAGCCCUUCCUGUUGUAGUUCAUUGAACGCAUAUAUUGCUGGGAUACAAAAGCAAAUGUUAAUUACAAAUAAACAAGCUAUAAUAUGUGCAACACUUUUUGGAUCUAUGUUGCGUGGAGGUGGAGUGAUGACAAAUAUUUAUGAGCUUUGUGAUGUUGAUUUGAAAGAUUUCAGCAUACAAGCAUAUGGACAACAAGGAUGUUUACUUCGGAGCUUGCCUGGAGAUGUGGUAUUUGACAAUUCAUCCGGCUUUAGCUUUACAUGUGAUUUGAGUGACAACAUUGCAGCCCCCUGGCCAUCAUCAUCUUCAAUUACAUCUCUCUCACUCUGUGCUCCCGAGAUGUCAUUACCUGCUCUCCCAACUUCACAAACAUUAAAAAAUAAUGGUUGUAAUUCCGGUGGCGUUGGAUUGCUUUUGCUUAUUUUUUCAUUUUUCAUCUUCAGUACGCUGUUGUGUUGAAGAGUAGGGUUUAGAAGUGUGUCAGGAAGGCAGUUCAAUGUGUCUUUGGUGUGGCUUUUGCAUGUAUAUUUUUGAAUGGCCUCAUUGUAUAGAAAUCGCCCCUUUUCUCCCCAUUUCCACGUGUCUUCUGCUUGUAUGUUCUGAGCAGAUCAUUCCGGAGUCGGUGCUCAUUUGAUUUAGGAUCCAUAAUUGUGCUGUGAAGGGUUCGAUUAUUUUCUUUUUUGCUGAAUUGCUGACAAGCAGAUGCUACAUUACUAUGGCAGCAUCAGGGACUGACUAACACUGAUUCGGAACUGACAAAGUUGAGUUUGACCAUCCAUAAGGGCAGCUAUUAAAGUAUGUGACUAAAUCAUUAGACAUUUAGAUGUGAUUUGAGUUUAACACCAAUACUAAUUCAUUGGACGUGAAUGGAGUUUAACUGGAGAGUGUCUUCAAGGUAAAACUUUCAGGAUAUUGGAUGUUAAAACCCGUACAGAAAAAGUGUUAUAUUUGCCCCCAAGCUAA
Messenger RNA from Vigna unguiculata (cowpea), 2476 nucleotides. RefSeq names its product GPI-anchored protein. Gene Ontology annotation, cellular component: plasma membrane. Lineage: Eukaryota; Viridiplantae; Streptophyta; Magnoliopsida; Fabales; Fabaceae. The record is from RefSeq and is a predicted model, not a curated record.